Teleopsis dalmanni is the source of this 1559-nucleotide messenger RNA. RefSeq lists its product as uncharacterized. Lineage: Eukaryota; Metazoa; Arthropoda; Insecta; Diptera; Diopsidae. Bases 324 to 1559 code for a protein of 411 amino acids. The record is from RefSeq and is a predicted model, not a curated record. The transcript is spliced from 5 exons.
UGAAAGUAAAAGAAGAAAAAUGCUAUAGAACCACAAAAAAAAAUGUGUUUGGAAAAUAUGUAUUGACAGAACGACACUGCCAAAACAGAUGUGCAUAAUUAUGCUCCGUUCAGUUAAAGUAAAUGAAUAAAUAUACAAUACAAUAAAGUGUUAAUUAAUGAAAACCGGUGAGUUCAAUCGUUCGGGAUCAUUUAUAAAGUUUUUCUUACGGGAAGGAAUUAUGCCUGCCACGGCGUUUGGGACUUGCUUCUCAUGAAAUAUUUUUAAACAUUAUCACUGGAGACAAAAUAUUGGUUGUCUAUAACUGAGUUUCAUACAAGAAAAUGGAUCCACCAAAAAUAAUUGAUUUAGAAAGUGUAAUAGAACCACAUUUAAAUGGUGACCAAAUAUUAUCUUACACCAGCCGUUAUCUUACUAAACCUGGUGAAAAUUAUGGUAGUAUUAUGUUAUCAGUAAGAGCCACCAUUAAACGUAAAAAUGGAAAUAUUGAAGAGCUACCAUUAAUAGCAAAAUUACCGCCAUUAACAAAUGAUUUCUACUGGAACAUAUUUCAACCGGAACGAACCUGCAUUACAGAAAAUGCUGUUUACAAAUAUGCCAAACCCAUGAUACGACAAUUGCAAGUUGGGGCUGGAAUUAAAGAAAAUGAAAUUUUCGAUUGUUUUCCACAUUAUUAUGGAUCACGGAUUUCAUUGAAUCCAGAAGCAACUGUUGUAGAUCGAGAUGCUGUUUUAGUACAAGAGAAUGUGCAAAUUUCUGGCUUUAAAGCAGGUAAUAGGAAGCAGGCAUUUGAUUUGGCACAUACAGUGUUGGUUUUAAAGAAUAUGGCACAAUUUCAUGCAUUGCCAAUAGCCUUGCGCAUUAAGAAACCAGAGGAUUACGAGAAAUAUGUACGUCCAUAUUUUCAUCGCUUUAAUAUAAAUGAAUCAAUGGCACCAGAAGCGAGAGCAGAAAUGAAUGAAGAAACAUAUAAGGAAGUAGAACGUUCCACCAACAAUAAUGAAAAGACCGUUGCUCGUGUAAGAAAACUAAUGGAAAUUUACGAUGACUUUUUAGCUGGACCUAAUAAAAAAGAUGGACUUUUUACAACAAUAAUGCACAAUGAUAUGUGGAUUAAUAAUUUAAUGGUACAAUAUGAUAAGGAUGGUCAUCCUAGUCAAUUAAAAAUUAUUGAUUUUCAAAUAGCGCAAUAUGAUUCCUUAGUCCACGACAUUAUAUUUUUCUUGUUCUCCAGCGUAGACACUAAAAUCUUAUCCGAAUGUUACUACGAAUUUUUGCAGUUAUACUAUAGCACCUUUAUUGAAACUUUGGAGAAGUUACAUGUAUCAACUACUCAGUAUUCCUACGAUCUAUUUUUGGCAGAAGUAAAUGGUUUAGGCCACAUACAGAUUCCUCAUGCACUUUUUAUGACCAAAAUUAUAUUAGCUGAUAGUAGCACCUUGCCGGAAGAUUUUAAGGACUUGGAUAUUAGUAUAUUUAAUAAAAACAGUGGCGUCGCAGAAAUAUCAAAUAAAACUAAAGACAUUUUAACAUUGGCAGAAAAGUUUAAUAUAUUUUAA